Molecule: messenger RNA, 3441 nt
Organism: Benincasa hispida (wax gourd)
Lineage: Eukaryota; Viridiplantae; Streptophyta; Magnoliopsida; Cucurbitales; Cucurbitaceae
Product: ARM repeat superfamily protein
Molecular function (GO): protein binding
Source: RefSeq, a predicted model, not a curated record
UUCUUCAAUUUAGGGACGGACUUCGACUCUCACGCUCAGCAUCAUUCUUUUCUCUCUCUCUGUCUCCUGCAUUUGCCCUUGCCGUCGAUUAUCCAGCCGCCGUUAUCAUUGAUUAUUUACCACCGUUGCCGUCGCUCCAUAUUGGAAAUUUCUCUGGUUGAGAGAAGUAACGUGAGAACGCGCUUCGACUCUCAGCAUCUUCUGGGUCUCUCUCACGUUUGUUUAGUAGCGUUUUUCUCCUGUUCGGUGAGUUUCAACACUUACUCAUGGUGUAUCGACCUUAGAUUUGAGUUACCCAUUGCUUAAGUCGUUUUGGUUGUGAAGGUUUCAUGGUAAGUUACUGCAACAUCAACGCCAAUGUUCACUAAUGACCAGAGACAAGCAGAGCGAACUGGAAAAUAUGGAACUCCAAGACUCCAAUACCUCCAGGAAUUAGUGAAUGAAUUUCAGAGCUCAACUAGUCAAGAAACUCAAAGAGCUAAUAUUUGCAUUCGUCCUCUUGAACUCACAGAAGCAAAAGAAAGAGUUGUUGCAAAUUUGGCAAACUUUUCUUAUGAUCCUUACAAUUAUUUCUUCUUACGCCAGCUAAAUGUUCUUGAGCUUUUCUUGGACUGCAUGACAGAACCAAACGAGAAGCUUAUUGAAUUUGGUAUUGGAGGGAUCUGCAAUUCUUGUGUUGACCCUGCUAAUGCUUCUAUUAUAAUUCAGUGUGGUGGAAUUCCCCUCAUCAUUGAAUGCUUGUCAAGUCCUGUAAGGAACACUGUGAAUUAUGCACUUGGCGCCUUAUAUUACCUCUGCAAUGCAUUAAAUAAGGAAGAGAUUAUGAAACCAGAAGUGGUAGAUGUAAUCAAGAGAUAUGCAGUGGCUGAGAGUGUGAGCUUUAGUAAUCUGGCUAAAGCAAUUCUGGACAAGCAUCUAUCUGACAGAAAUUGAGACUCGACAUCCUUGAUGGCGAAUCGGGCGAAAGAAUUUGUGCUGAUAGGUUUGCUCGUUCUCCUUUUCUCUUUAUUCUUUUCUAAUCUUAUGAGUAUGAACUUAUCUCCUUAUUCUCCUUUUCUUGCCAUUCUUGGUUUUCAUAUUUCUUAAGGUAGCAUUUGAAUUCAUAGUCAAAUCUUAAAAAUAUAUUUUUUUUUUUCCCAAAAUCUGACUUUGAUUUAAAUAAAGGCUAAGAGACCAUGAAUCCAAUUCAGGUGGUCACUUACGUAGAUUAAUACAGGUGAACUUAUAAGAUUAAUCGAGGUACGUAUUAGCUGGCUCAAAUACUCACCGGAUACUUUGAAAAAGUUGACUUUGAUUUUGAAAUACUCCUAAAAAGUAGAUAUUGAAAAAAAGAUAUAGGUAAAACUGUAAAAGUAGUGUUUAGAAGUUUAAUUUUGAAAAACAAAAUGGUUAUCAUACUGGGAAUGACUCGAGUGAGGUUUAAGUUUUGAACUUUUGGUAUGGAUCUCUCCCAAUAACCCUAAUCAUUAUCUGUUUUGAGUUGAAAUCUCAUGGCAUUGGCUCCUCAUUGCUCACAAUCUGUAAAACAGCCCAUGAAUAGAGCCAUUUGUUUAUCUUGCAGUCAGAUUCAUUUUCUGAUGGGAAGAUUCUUUGGAUGCACCUGAAUUCUUUUGUGGACAACUUAGAGACGAAUGUAAAAUGUCUCUAUAAAGAAAAGGAAAGUAGCAUUGGUAGUCUACUCUAUUGACAAAAUUUUUUAAAUUUCUUAAAUAAAAAAUUUAUUUCUUAGUAAAACAAACAAAGGUCUUUAAAUUUUUUUAUUAUUUAUUUCUUAGUAAUUUCCAAACUCAAUGUAUACCUAAUAAUAACAUUUCAUCAAUUCACCUUUGACUUUGCUUGUUAAAAAAAAAAAAAAAAUACUCAUGAUCUCUUAACCUCUAAUAAUGAGGUCUUUUCCCUCACAUUUUUUUCCUGUUGAAAACGGCUUAAAAAGAUACUCAUAAUCUCUUAACCUCUAAUAAUGAAGGUUUUUUCCUCACUAAGUGGGUGAAUCAAGUCUUUAACCUCGAGAUUGAUAGCAUGAGAUUAUGUCAAUUGAGUUAUGUUCAUUUUAACAAUUUCAUGUGAGGAGCAUUAGGGGUGUGCAUAAAGGUACUGAAAAUCAAUCCGAUUGAUUGAAUUAAGGUCGGUCGGUUUUCGAUUUUCAUAUAAAGAAUUUGGAAAAUUGACUGACCGAUUGAUAUAUAUUAAUUUUUUUAAAAAAAAAAUAUAUAAAAGAAAGUCCACUAUCUUUAACCCAAGCACAAGCCUAAUGUCUUAAUAUUAAUUAUUAUUAUUUUUUUAUGUUGCUUAAUUUUCAAAUUCACUACUUGAUUGAUUUAAAUUUUAAAAAGUUGCAAAUCAUAUUUACUUAAUAAUAACAUUUCAUCAAUUCACCUUUCUUUUCUAUUCACUUUGGUUCCCCUUGUUAAAAAGGGGAAAAAAAAGGCAACCAACAAAACUGAUCAAUCGUCAAUUGGAUUUCGCACAUUUUUUUUUAUUGAUUUUUGGUACCCAUUUUCCUUGACAUCGACUGAUUGAUGCAGAUAUUUGUUAUCUAUACGAAUGUUCAAAGGGUCCUCGAGAAACUUUCGAUUAAGGAUUCAUUAAAUUUGAUAUGAAUUGAUGGGUUAAUUGGAUGAAACAGGUUCUUUUGGAAAAAAAAUAUUUAGGAAAGAUGGGUUGUUUUUUGAAACUAUUUAGGUAAUUAGAGUUGUUUGGUUGUUUUAAUUGGAAAAACGCAUUCCAGUUUUUUUAAUUAUUUUUUAGGGAUAUCUAUGUAAAAAUUUAAAGAAUAGGUACAUAUUACGAUAAUGUAUUGAACAUCAUUUUUUAUUAAAAAAAGACCUAUUGAUCUUGCUAUUUUUACUAAUAUCAGUAGUUAUUUAUAAUUUAACCCUCAUUUAUGUAUAUAUAUAUUAUUUAUUUAUUUAUUUCUCUCUCUUCUAUAUAUACUUUCUCUUCCAUGCAUAUAUUCUCUCUCCCCACUAAUAUAUUUCAUAUAUUCUCCUCCCCAUAAUUCACACCUAUUUCUUUCUCUUCCCUCUCUUUUCUCCUUUCGACGAUGUGAGUUGUAGGUGAUAGACAAUGACGUGGGGCGAAUUGAUGGCUCGAUACGACAUGACACGAACGACUUCAGAUGAAUUGAUGGCGAGAACGGCGUGGGGCAAAUCGACGAUGACAGGUUGAGCAGAUUCGGUCCGGUGGUGCAAGCAAAUUCGGUCAACGAUGAUGGGGAGAGAGAUCCGUGACAGUCAUGGCUGAAGAAGAAGAGGAGGGUUAUGUUUUAUAAAUCUCUAUAUGAAAAUGAACUUUAUUUUUUUCCUAUUUUUUAUAUAUACUGUGAUAUAUAUGUAUUUUUUUUACUUAUAGAAAAUUUGAUACAUAUUGUGGCAUAUGUAUUCGUUUAUUUGAUAUACACGGGUGUUUUUUUUUUAUUUAGACUUAUUGUAUUAUGAUAUA